AUGCCCCCCCUAACCACCCUCCCCAUCCACUUCGGCCCGCACCUCAUCACGUCCCAAAUCUUCCACCUCACGCCCCUCACCUACGCGCUCGUAAACCUCAAGCCCCUACUCCCCGGACACGUCCUCAUCUGCCCACGGCGCGUGGUACCACGGCUCAAAAACCUCACCGCAGCGGAAACGAGCGACCUCUUCCUAACCGUGCAGCGCGUGUCGCGGAUGAUCGAGCGGGUAUACUCUGCCUCGGCGCUGAACGUGGCGGUGCAGGACGGCCGCGCGGCGGGCCAGUCCGUGCCCCAUGUCCAUUGCCAUGUCAUCCCAAGGUCGAUGGGCGAUAUGGAUGCGAGGGGCGGUGGGGACCGCGUGUACGAGAUGCUGGAGGGGGAGGAGGGCGAUUUGGGGAGCGCGUUGAGGGCGAGGGAGGGGAGGGGUGUGGCGAAGCCGGAUGCGGAGAGGGUGGCUAGGAGCGAGGAGGAGAUGAGGGAGGAGGCUGAGUGGUUGGCGGCGGAGAUGGCGAAGGAGGAGGGCGAGAGCGAGGGCGAAGGAAAGGCUGAGGGCGCUUGA
Aplosporella prunicola CBS 121167 is the source of this 561-nucleotide messenger RNA. RefSeq lists its product as uncharacterized. Gene Ontology annotation, molecular function: catalytic activity. The coding region runs from base 1 to 561 and encodes 186 amino acids. NCBI's taxonomy places the organism in Eukaryota, Fungi, Ascomycota, Dothideomycetes, Botryosphaeriales, Aplosporellaceae. The record is from RefSeq and is a predicted model, not a curated record. The transcript has a single exon.